AUUACAAAACUAGAAACAAGAGGUGUAUUACUAUCGAAAAGUGUAGAUGUUGUAAAUAAUAUACAGAUUAAACACGAAGAAUGCAAUGGCAAAAUAGCUAAAUUGAUUUUGGAUAAAUUCAACAAAGUUAUAUCGAAGAACAAAGGAUGGGAAAAUAUUAAAAAGAUCAACCAAGUAUUGAUUGGAGAAACCACAAAUGAUGACGAUCUAUCAAGUAGCAAUCUUAAUUUAGAUAAUUAUUUAAGUAUGAAAUACGCCCCGAUAACUUCGGUGGACGUAGAAAGAUCGUUUUCGAUGUACAAAAAUAUUUUAACUCCUAACCGACCAACCCUACUCGAAAUUGGCCGUUUUUCUGAAGACAGCUUAUCAAAAUACAUGGUAGUCGAUUUUUUUUUUUUUAAUACCAAUUAG
This is a messenger RNA of Sipha flava (yellow sugarcane aphid), 411 nucleotides long. RefSeq lists its product as uncharacterized. The record is from RefSeq and is a predicted model, not a curated record. The transcript is spliced from 3 exons. The annotation marks the transcript as partial. NCBI's taxonomy places the organism in Eukaryota, Metazoa, Arthropoda, Insecta, Hemiptera, Aphididae.